Messenger RNA from Anthonomus grandis grandis, 4860 nucleotides. Its product is annotated as murinoglobulin-1-like. The transcript is spliced from 27 exons. The record is from RefSeq and is a predicted model, not a curated record. Gene Ontology annotation, molecular function: endopeptidase inhibitor activity. Gene Ontology annotation, cellular component: extracellular region. Bases 89 to 4732 code for a protein of 1547 amino acids. NCBI's taxonomy places the organism in Eukaryota, Metazoa, Arthropoda, Insecta, Coleoptera, Curculionidae.
UCAUGCGGUCAUCAAGUUUUAUUUCUUUAAGGACGAUUACCGCGAAAACGUCGCGAUGAAAUGAAUUUAUCGUUUAGAUAAGUCGACGAUGUUUCGAAGAGAGUUAUUAUGUGCGUGUGUUUUAAUUAAUUUCGUUUUAUCCGAGUGUGUUAAUAAUGUGAGAAGUGAAAAUGCCACAAACAUCCGUAAAAAAUCUAUCGGGUUCCUAGUAUCCUUGCCAAACGCCCUCGUUUCCGGGGAAAAUGCCACAGUGUGCGCCUCAAUACACGGAGGAAAAUUACCAGUACACAUGCUGCUCGAACUGAAAUGGAAAGAGCGAAGAUACAAAACCCUAAAAGCUCUGGAUUUAGAGUCAUCUUGCUUCGAAUUGAGCAUUCCCCAAAGAAAAUACCCGGAUCCGCAAUUCGUAGGGGUGAAAAUCCAGGCUCAAAUCAACGGUGAAAUUUACUCCGGCCACAAUCAAGACCCCAUAGUGAUUUACCCCAAUCAGAAAAACAAAUUUCUGAUAGAAACUGAUCGGGGCGUUUAUAGGCCGGGGGAUGUAGUGAAAUUUGUCAUUCUACAGCUGGACCAUAAAACGCUCCCAAUUGGCACAAAUGUAAGCGAUAUUAAAAUAAAAAACCCUUUGGGGAUAACCGUUAUGGCUUGGGAUGAUGAAGUGCCGGACCACGGAUUAGUUAAGUUGGAGUACCAACUAGUCGAUGAAGCUUUAACAGGCAAAUGGAAGUUGCAAGUCCAGAAUCAAUCGAGACCUUUUGAAGUAGCCAAAUACAACGUGCCACGGUUCAAGAUCGACUUGAAAUAUCCGAAAUUGGUCUAUUACGAAACCGAUGUGGUCAAUGUGGUCGUGUGCGGACGAUACUCGUACAAUAAACCGGUUUCUGGGAUCGCUUUCGUUAAAAUUUCGGAUUCGGUCAAUGGUAAUUCCGUUAAUAAGUUGAACGAGAUGAUAAACGGCUGUUCCCAAUUCACACUCAACCGAACCGAAAUAAAUAUAAAAUCGGUCCAUGAUAGGCGAGGAUUUCUUCAUAUAACCGCCACGAUAACCGAGUAUGGCACCAAUAAAAUGGACGUUACUACUGGAAAAAUCAAAAUUAUGUCUAAACCUUACAGUCUAAAAUUACAGAGCCCUUCAGUGUUCAUCCCUGGUCUCCCUUACAAAGGCCAAAUUGCCCUUAUUCACAACUACACUAGAUUAGAAGAGGAAUCUUUAGAGCUUUGCUACAAUUUGGCCAUAAAGAAGAGUUGGAAUUAUUUUAACAGUGAGGAGUGCCAAGCUUAUAACGUUUCUAAUGAGGGUGUAGUGAAUUUCCAGUUAUGGCCCUUAAAGAACAGCGUUAUUCACGUAAAUAUACAUGUCAAGUCAAUAAAGCACCCUCAUAUAACUGAUAAGUAUUUAUUGGUUAGGCUGUACUCUCCGAGUUCCAGUUUUAUCCAGUUGGAAAAAGGGGUUUUUCAAGAGCAACCCUGUAACGCUCAGCAUCAGUAUACAGUUUUGUAUUCUACAAGUCAUUUGAAGCAUGGAGAUAAUGUCACGUUUUAUUAUACAGUGAAGUCUGCAACAGAAAUCUUCCAAACAGGCAGCUACGUGCACCAGGUGCAAAAAUUAUCCUCCGUACCAGCAGAAGAUAAAAACCUCUAUUUAGGAAACGAGCAUAAGUUCGUCAAAAUGGGCACAAACAUCGACAGAUUCACUUUAAAUUUCGAGAUAACGAAACGAUUUAUUUCCAAAUAUGAACUGCUAGUUUACACCGUAAACAGAGAGGGUGAAACUGUUGCCGCCACCAUUACUAGUGAUAUAGAACCAUGUUCCUUACAGAUCAGCUCUUAUUGGAAAGAAAAUCAGCUCCUUCCAGGAAGCAUAGCGACUUUAAACAUAAAGUCAGCUACCCCAGCACUAUGCGCUGUCUCAGCUACGGAUAAGGCCAGCAAGUUUAUGUCAGCAAACCAUUUUAGUUUGUCUCUGGAUCAUGUGAUUAAAGUGUUUUCCUCCGAGAGGGAGCCACCGAAGUCUGGCCGGAACAGUUGUAUUGGCAGCAAUAAGAAGAGUUUAGGGCCUUCAAAAGCUGAAAAUAUGCUGAAUUUUACCGAGCAUUUGGCGACUAGCAGGAGGAAGCGACACGUGUACUCAUUUUCUGAAGAUUUUGACGCCUACGAUGUCUUCUCAAGGUUCGGUGUUGUAACCAUUACAAACCUGCAAAUUGUAACAAAGCCUUGUUACAACGGCCCAUUGAUCACUGAACCCAACCAAGUGCAAUCACUGACUGACCAUUACGACGUUUCGCAAGAGGACACAUCAUCAGUCACCAUACGUUCCUUUUUUCCAGAAAACUGGUUAUGGGAGUUGAUUCCAGUCGGCAAUCACAUCCAAUUCCAACGGACAGUGCCCCACUCGAUAACGACCUGGAUUACGAACGUUUUCUGUGUUUCUGAGAGCCAAGGCGUCGGUUUUGCAAGAGAACUCGAACUGAUCAGUUUCCAAUCGUUUUUUAUGGAAGUUUUAACUCCGUACUCGAUUAAGAAGGGCGAAAGUUUCCAUUUGCUGGUGCACGUCUCCAAUUACGUCAAUUAUUCAUUUCCAAUAAGAAUAUCUAUAAGAAUGUCGAACAAUAUCGAACUAACCCAUAAAAUGAGCGCCACCUAUUGCCUGAAACCUAAUAGUACACAAACUCACAAUUACCCGAUCAGGGGGGUCGACAUUGGGGUUGCUAACGUGACGGUUUUGGUGGAAAACGAGAGUCAGUAUCCGUUCAGUUGCGGACCGGAAAUUAUCGUUUCAAAACGAGAUGUGGUGGCCAAAAGCUUCAAAGUGAUCCCCGAAGGUGAUUUUAUUUCGACCACCAGAUCGGCCUUAUUGUGCGCCUCUCAUGGACAUUUUAUCAAUACGGUCUCUUGGAACCUGAGCGUCCCGAGGGACAUUGUCCCUGGGACUGAUAAAGUUGUCGUUUCUAUUAAUGGAGAUUUAUUGGGGCAAACUAUCGAGAACCUCGAUCACUUGAUAACGAUCCCUACCGGCUGUGGGGAGCAAAUAAUCGCUUCUAUGGCUCCAAACCUUUAUGUGCUACGAUAUCUUCAGGCUAAUGGACUUUUAACUGCGGCAAGAAAGCAACAAAUUAUUCGAAAUUUAAAAAUUGGUUACCAAAAAAUCCUAAACUAUUUACACCCAGACGGUUCGUUCUCGGCCUUCGGCUAUUACGACCCGUCAGGUUCGACAUUUCUAACCGCAUUCGUGGUGAAAAUCCUGCAAGAAUCCCGCGAAUUCAUUUAUGUGGACCAGAGGGUGCUGGAUCGCGCUCUGGAUUGGAUUUUCGCCCAUCAACUGGAAAACGGCUGUUUCGACACCAUGCACCACGUGUUCCAAGAUAUGGGCGGUACCAACAUCGAGAACAGCACCGCGGGAUUGACGUCUUAUGUUAUCGCGAGUCUUUUCGAUGCCAAAUUGAAUAUACCGGAGGGGGUGCAACAGAAUACAAAAUUCUGUAUAAGGGCCCAAAGGAAUCCCGAUAAAUAUUCGCUGGUUAUUAGCAGCUACGCCCUAUUUAAGAUCCGUUGGUUGGACGAGGCAAAACGGUUUUUGCAAAAAACGAUUGCGGUGGCCAAUAUCGAGGAUAAUUUAAUGUGGUGGAGUGUCACAAGUUCAGAAGAGUCCUACGCCUCUGACAUCGAGAUAACCAGUUACGCCUUGUUGGCUUUGAUGGAGGAACCUUCGGCGGAAUAUAUGGCUUAUGCGCAUUCUAUAGUGCACUGGUUGGUUUCGAAAAUCGGGCCUACUGGCGCGUUUAAAUCCACCCAGGAUACAGUAGUCGCACUGGACGCCUUAACAAAAUACGCAAACUACAUUAAAACGUCAAAUGUAAACUUGCACGUGCAUUUGCAAACUCACACAGAAACUCACGAGUUUUCUUUGAGCGACAGGGACAGACUGAUGGCGAGGCAAAUUCCACUUAGUAGCCUGGAUAGUAACGAGUUAAAAGUCCAUUUAUCGGGUAGCGGAUGUGCUUUUAUUCAGUCAACGACAUCUUACUACACCACCAAUAUUCCGGAGAGUGAAGCUUUCAGAUUGGCACUGGAGGUGUCGCCAGUGUCCAACGUGGACACUUGCUCUAUCAAAAGCAUAUCACCAUGUAUAGCGUACAAGGGUUCGGAUAAGUUUUCUAAUAUGGCCGUUAUGGAAGUGGAGAUUCCAUCUGGGUUUAGGGCUGAUAGGGCUUCUCUGUAUCAGUUGGUUGAAUCGAUGGAAAAUAUAAAAAAAUUCGAGGAAAAGGACACCCAGGUGAACUUUUAUUUCACCAACUUGGGAGCGAACCAACUCUGUUUCUCGUUUAAUGUUUAUGAAAACUUACCUAUAGAAGACAGGAGGGACAGCCUAGUGAAACUGUACGACUACUACAGACCGGAAAGGAGCCUACUGCAGUUUUAUAAAAUCAUUAAUAACUGUAGCACGGACGAUGGUCACCUUUUUCAUCAAAUUAAACCCGAAAGAACAUUAAAUCGUUCGAGAAGGAGCGGAGGGUGUCGGCGUACCAAAAUAAACUCUACAAACGACAAUUUAAAUAAGGAUUUUGUCGAUUUAGAUGUUGAUAUGGAAUCUCCUUAUUGUAGUUAUGUACCUUUUUAUGUACUGCCACCAGUAAUGGAGCAAGAGAAAAACCAAUCUAUACAAUUUGCCACAGGCACCGAGAGGGCACGGCAUUCAGUUAGGGGGCCGCACCCCUUACAACCCGGGGGUUGAUAGGAUGCGCACACCUGACCCUGGGGGCAAAAUCGGUUCCUACAGGGGUCUUCCGCCAGCGGCUGUUUGCAAUCCAGAUAAGCUGAAAUGUAUUUAAAUUGCAACAAAUAAAUUCUUGUUUAUGCGAA